CUGAGUGCAAUCGAAGUGGGCGACCAUUAGAUUUUGAUGCAUUUAAGUGUGUAGAGGCUUGUCCAAACUCCAGUGGGUAUUUGCAAGACAAAGUAUGUAAGCCUAAGUGCUCGAAAAAUAUGGUUGUCAAUAAGGAUCCUUCGGAAUGGAAUGCCGCAUGUCGUGUCCAGAUGGAAAGGUACUGUACAACCACACAUGCAUUCAGAGCUGCCCAAAUGGAGCCAAAUAUCAGUACGGAGGAAUCUGUAUAACAAUGUGUCCAUCUGACAGUCCCUUUGGAGUUGUCGAUAUGAACAAUAGGUGUGUUAAAGGUUGCGAAGAUGGGAAGUUAUAUCACAACGGCCAUUGUGUGUACAGUUUUGAAUGCAACAUUACAAUGAUAGAAUUUGAAGGCCAAUGUUUGGAGCGAUGCCCACAAGGAUACCGUUUCUCGUUUACAAACGAUUUCCUUAAAGACUCGAACGUUAUCGUAGCCUUGUCGGUGAUUCUAACAACACUCAUUGCCAUAUUAGCAUACAAUCGCAAAAUCAUUGUGGACUAUGGACGCGUUUGGCGUUUAUUGAUAAGAUGGAGACCAAGUGGGGUUCAAGAAUUUUUGAAAAUCCUUGAACAGCCAGAACCAUUUCAGUUCGAGAUUGACCAUGACCCUGUCCCAGUGAUGUUUCACAAUCCAAAUAUAAAUGAUGAUGAUGAGCCAUUGAUUCAGCUUGAAAAACUGACAUAGAAGGUUGUUUAUCCAACAACUUCACUUUUCAUUGAUAUAUUCCCCUUUCUUAUUUCC
This is a messenger RNA of Dreissena polymorpha, 781 nucleotides long. RefSeq lists its product as uncharacterized. The record is from RefSeq and is a predicted model, not a curated record. The coding region runs from base 146 to 724 and encodes 192 amino acids. The transcript is spliced from 2 exons. Lineage: Eukaryota; Metazoa; Mollusca; Bivalvia; Myida; Dreissenidae.